GUGCCUGUAGUUGCCCGUGCUAUUCGUACGUGGUACGAACAUAACCUUUUGAUGGGGAACUUGUUAAUGUAAUUUUGAAAUAGAUGUGCAUUUACGAUGUCUGCAGCGGAACUACUUAGUUAUGUGGUCUCUGUAGUUGAUAAUAAUACUAGACGACCAGAACAGUUUUUGAGCGUACAAAAUGCAGCAGCGUUAAAGUUUAAAAAAUCAACGAAGCGUUUAUACGACUUCACGAAAGAGCAAUCGAAAAGAAAAACGAACGCUCUGCCGGAGCUUGUGACAGAAGGUUUCGACGAAGAGCAGAUCUGGCAGCAACUCGAGCUACAGAAUGAAGGUGAACUUACGCAUUUUAUAACUGGUGUCUCAAAGGUUCUAACCGAAAGCAAGAAAUUGAAGAUACCAGUGACCGUAAGGAAGCCAGAAAUUGUGCGUAGUAUUAAAAAAACAGUGGUAGACAAUGAUGAAAAAGAAGAAAGCAUGUCCGAGGACAAUGCUUCGGAUGAUCAGACUUCGUUGGACAGUAAUUUAAGGAAUCGAAAGAAAGACGGGAAGAUAAAGAAAAAGAAACCUUCCAUAGUGGAUGACAAAUUCUUUAAAUUACAAGAAUUAGACGAAUAUUUGACGAAGGAAGAAAGGAAGGAGAUACAAAGUGAAAAGAAUGAGAAAGACUCUGACGAGGAAUCGGUUGAUCUAUUCAAUGAUUUUUCUGACAACGACGAUGACCAAAGCGGAGAAGAGAAGCUCUUGAAGUAUACAGAUUUCUUUGAUAGUCCACAGAGCGAGGACGAAGACGUCCCUAAGCAGCAUAAAAAUAAUGACAAUGUAGACGUAGACGAUUAUUCUCUACACGGUGAUUCGGAUGAACCAAUGGACGCGGAUAACGAAGGGGACGAGCACAAAUCCAUCAAGAAGAAAGUUAGUUUCAAUCUCACAAAUGAUUCCGACGAUACGGAUAGCUUGGAAAAUAAAUCUGUUAAUAGAAAUGAAGAAGAAAACAAACUAAAAUCCUCCCUCGAAUCUCGUCAAGAUAGAUUACUCGAGAGAAUUAAACAGUUAGAACAACAAGCAGUAGGAGAGAAACCUUGGCAGCUGAAGGGCGAGGUAAGCGCUGCUAGCAGGCCGCAGAAUUCUUUGCUGGAAGAGUUUGUUGAAUUUGAUAUAACAACAAGACCCGCGCCAAUCAUUACCGAGCAAACAACAUUUAAACUGGAAGAUAUAAUUAAGCAAAGAAUAAAGGAUAAAGCUUGGGACGAUGUUGAGAAAAAAUUCAAACCAGUAGAGACGCCAAUGGAAUACAAAAAGAAACUGAUAUUGAACCAGGAAAAGAGCAAAGAAAGUUUGUCACAAAUUUAUGAGAAUGAAUAUCUUAAACAGAAGCAAGCAUUGAAUCCAGACAACGAGGAGAAAGAGGAAGAGGAGCCAAAGUUGCACACGGAAAUCCGGGAAAUGAUGCACGCUGUGUUCUUAAAGUUGGAUGCGCUAUCAAACUUCCACUACACCCCCAAACCAGCGAAACCGGAUAUUAAGAUUGUCAGCAAUAUUCCGGCCAUUAAUAUGGAGGAAGUGGCACCGGUAGCGAUUAGCGAUGCUGCUUUAUUGGCUCCAGAAGAAAUUAAGGGAAAACAACGAGGCAAUCUUAUUGGCAAAGCGGAAAGAACAAAGACGGAUAUGAAACGAGAACGAAGGCACAAGAAGAUGAAGCAACGUGCUCGUCAAAACGACAUGAAGAAGAAAGAGGAACUGAACGCGAAGAAGCCGGGAAUACAGAAGAAAUACCAGAAGGACAAAGCAGUGGCAGAAUUGACAAAGAAAUUGGUGAAAAAUCGAAACAUUAUCCAAAUGGAUGAGGUGGGGCAAAAGGUUCCGAAGUCGUCCACCGCGUUCUUCAAUCAAUUGCAAGACCAGGUGAAGAGUCACAUCAAGUCCAAGACUGAGGCACGUUCCAUGAAAAAGCAAAAGAACGCGUUGUCCGCGAUUAAACUGAAAUUAUAAUUUUUGUAUAGUUUUUUUAAAUACAGAAGAACAUGUUGUACAGUUUCGCUCGUUUAAAUUUUAUACCAGAUUCACGAGACAAAGUGUAAAGGGUUGAAUAAUUACGCCAGCCUUCCAACACGAAUGUGGACUUUAUAUUACCAAUUGAUCCGUGAUUCAUACAACUUUUAUAUUUAUGUAAUAUAAUAAGCGCACUGGAGGAAUCUAUAAAUAAUAGUUUCAUUUUAUACGA
This is a messenger RNA of Megalopta genalis, 2224 nucleotides long. RefSeq names its product U3 small nucleolar ribonucleoprotein MPP10. The record is from RefSeq and is a predicted model, not a curated record. Gene Ontology annotation, biological process: rRNA processing. NCBI's taxonomy places the organism in Eukaryota, Metazoa, Arthropoda, Insecta, Hymenoptera, Halictidae. Gene Ontology annotation, cellular component: sno(s)RNA-containing ribonucleoprotein complex; nucleus; small-subunit processome.